Messenger RNA from Racocetra fulgida, 335 nucleotides. The record is from the annotation of a GenBank genome assembly. NCBI's taxonomy places the organism in Eukaryota, Fungi, Glomeromycota, Glomeromycetes, Diversisporales, Gigasporaceae.
GCAGUGAAAUUAAGGCAGCCCAUUUUGUUCCAGGACAAUAUGUAGAUUUACAAGCACCAUCAAUUGGUAAAGGGUUUGCAGGUGUUAUGAAACGAUGGGGUUUCAAAGGUCUGCCUGCAUCACAUGGGACUUCAAAAACUCAUCGAUCAGCUGGUUCUACAGGUCAAUUUAUUAGAAUUAGAGAUGCUAUUAAGAAACAUGGAGCAAAAUGUUUUCCACAAGAUUAUUUACCACCGCCAUUUCCUACUAUUGCACCAGAAAUAUUAAAAACUAUGCCCAGAGAGUUAAUAGCUAAAAGUGGUGGUGCUGAUCCUUUCUCAGUUAAAGAAUCUUGA